Protobothrops mucrosquamatus (brown spotted pit viper) is the source of this 3282-nucleotide messenger RNA. It is a transcript of the gene CCDC88B, whose product is annotated as coiled-coil domain containing 88B. Gene Ontology annotation, molecular function: microtubule binding; dynein light intermediate chain binding. The transcript is spliced from 19 exons. Gene Ontology annotation, biological process: cytoskeleton-dependent intracellular transport; cytoplasmic microtubule organization. The record is from RefSeq and is a predicted model, not a curated record. Gene Ontology annotation, cellular component: centrosome; cytoplasm. Bases 1 to 3282 code for a protein of 1093 amino acids. Lineage: Eukaryota; Metazoa; Chordata; Lepidosauria; Squamata; Viperidae.
AUGGAUGAAGAUGGGCUUGAAGCGAUGGAGGAAUUCGUAUCCGGGCCCUUGGUCACCUGGGAUGAGCUCCACCAGGUGAUCCUUUCCCCACCUCCAAAUCUCCAUCUAAUGGUCAGAGAGCCCUUCACAGUGGAGGCCGUUCAGGAGAUGAAGAAAUUGGUACAGCUGUUGCUAGGAAGCGCCGUUCAGUGUGAAGAGCGAGAUGUGUUCAUUGGCCGAAUCCAGUCGCUGGACAUUAGCGUGCAAGCAGCUUUGGCGUCCGCGAUCAGAGAGGUUAGCCAGGAGCCAGAAAAUGUCCUGGGACUGCAGUGGAGGGAGAUGGACCCAGCCAGCAUGCAGCAGCUCCUGUGGGAUCUUGGGGCCCGAGUUCAAAAGCUGGUCUCCGAGCGAGAUGCAGGAUUGGAGAACCGCACGUUGGUGGGCGAAGCGCGCCAAGCCAGACUAUACCAGGAUGAAUUGGAUGCCUUGCGAGAGAAGGCAGUUCGGGCAGAGCGGCUUCAGUCGGAGCUGACGGCCCUGAGGGAAAGGAUGCCAGCUUUGGAACGAUGCCGAGCGCAGCUCAAGGAGGAGCGCGACUUCUCCAAGGCCCUGUUGGAAGCAAAAGCCACCAUGGAGGAAGAACUAGACGCCGCUUACGCCCGGGGCCAGCGCCUGAGUCGAGCGGAGAAAGAAAACUUGAAUCUGCAAAACCACUUGAACCAGAUCCAAGAGGAACGGGAGCAGCUUUCUUACCGAUCGGAGGAGCUUCUGAGAGAGAAUUUGGCCCUGAAGAAGCAGCUGCAAGAAACUUUAAAGAAUUCCCGGACGGAAUCGUGCUCCGAAGACUCUCACUGGGACACAAAUGAAUUCCCUGAAGUGCCCCUUCUGCUGGGCUCUGAGAUGAAGGAGGCCGAUCGACUGCCAGCCUUAGAGAAGGAGAAUCGGGAACGUCGCAGGUCUAAAUCAAAGAAUAUAGAAGCAGAUCUGAAGAACGCUAACCCUGAUGAGCUGCCAGAACAGCGGCCCAGCCAGGCUGAAGAGGAGAACCUGACAGACGUGCAAGAACGCAAGCCAGGGAUUUUGACGCAUCGAAAGAGCAAAACAGCGGAAGGCCAGGCGCCGAAGCCGGAAUCCGAGACUUCGCUCGCUGAAAUCAAGGCCGCCUUAUCCAGAGCGCAGACUCAACUGCGGGAGGCUGAGCAGAAGCGGGAGGCCGAAUCCGGACAGGCGGCGAGCCUCCAGGAGAAACUGAGGCGCGUUCAAGAAGCCUACGCCGAAGCCCAGGAGGAGUGCGACCGGUGGCACUCGGAGGCGGAGCGUCUGGUUGAAGAGAUCCAGGCUCUGGAGCGUGAGAAGGAGACUUUAAAAGCCGGAUCCCAGGUGUUGCAAGACGCGGCCACCCGGGCCGAGGUCAACCUCAGCCAGGCGCAGCAAAGUCUUCGCAAGGCACAUCUUCGAAGCACCCAGCUAGCCCAGAAACUCCAACAGAAAGAGGAAGAGUUGGGGGAAGCUCAGCAGGAGCUCCAGAACCUGCAACGGAGCUUAGAGCACCACAGGGUCUCCUUGGCCCAGCUGGGGGCUGAGAAAGAGGCUUUGGAAGAGGCGCUGGGCCAAGCGGAGAGCUGCCGGCGACAAGGGGACAAGGAGAGUUGGCGGCUGAAGGCCAAAACCCAGGCACAGGAGGAGGCGCUGGCGGAGCAGGGCCGCCACCUGGCCCUCCUGGAGGCUCAAACUCGCCAGCAGGCAGCGGAACUCAACAGCCUACAAGAAGUUCUCCAAAGUCUUGGCGAGCUGGAACAGGAGAACGCGAGCUUGAGAAAGCGACUGGAACACCAGGAGAAAGCCGCCGCCAUGCUGGAACAGGAGUUGGCGAGAGAAAAGGCCGGGCCCUCCAGAGAGAAUCCGGACGAGCUCCAGGAGCAGCUCUGGAAGGAGCAGCAAAAUCCUCAGCCGGAGACCGGGAGCAGCCACCCAAAAACCAGGAACAGUCCCAAAGGCCAGCCCGAGAGCGCCCCCAUUGGGCGGUUCGAGGAACUGCACCUCCCCAAGGAACCGCCGGUUCAGCCUCAGGAUACAGCCCUCCAAGGUGAGGAUUCGGCGAUCACCGGGCGCCUGACCCAACUGGAGUCCCUGGCCAGCAGCCUGGAGACGGUGCUGCUGGGCCUGGCACGGCCAAAGGCAGAAGGCAAGGAAGGAGACGGGCACCGACAACCUGGGAACCGCACGUCGCAGCGCUCUCUCCUGGCAAGGCAGCUGUCCGAGGUCCGGCAGAGGCAGGGCCGCCACGAGGCUGAAGUUCAGACGGUCCGGCUGGAGGCGGAGGCCUGGCGGAGACGCUACGAGCACCUCUGCCUGGAUCACGACCACUUGGCGCUGCUACAUCGACAGCAGGGCGACGAGCUGGAGAGGACGCUAAGCGAGCAAGCCGGCCUCAAAGCAGCGCUGCGCAGCCUGGAGAAGGAGCAGCGGGAACUGGAGGGCAGGUGCGACCAACUCUUGGGGCAGAAGAGCAGCCUGGAGCUACAAGAGGUGGCACUGCAGGCCCAGAAGGAACGGCUCGAAGUAGCCAAGCGACAGCACCAGGAUUUGGCUGAGCAACACGCCAACUUAAAAGAAGAACAUGAGCGGGUCAAACAAGCGUUGGUCCAGGCCGAACGGGCCCAGGAUGACCUCCAGGGUGAGCUUCAAGGAAUGCAGAACCGGUUGACCGGCUUGCAACUGGAACAGGCAAAGCUGGAAGCUGAAAACGCUGCCUUGAAAGAGCAGAACCAGCAGCUGGACACGGCCUUGGGGCGCCUGAGCACCCAAUGUGAGCUGCUCGUCCAGUUGAAGGGCAAACAGGAGGAAGAGAACCGGCAUCUGCUUCAGGAGAUCCAGCUGUUGAGCAGGGAGAACAGACAGCUGUUGGAACGCAGCAUGGAGAACCGAGAACAAUUUCAGGAGGAGCAGCGUCAGUACCACGAUAAAUUAGGCGAAUUGCGUCGAGAGAAACAGAAACUGGUGGAGAAAAUUAUGGACCAAUACCGGGUGCUGGAACCCGCCAUUCCCCGGGGCAAGAAGAGUAACUGGAUUGCUGGCAAGAUAAGGAGGCUGAUGAAACUUCGCAGAGAGCAGCCACGCCCCAUGGCGGAGGGAGCGGGCAGCAGCAGCGAGAGCCUGGCCGGGCCAGAGGACCAUGGGCUUGAUAGUACAGGUGAGGGCCGGGCCAAUUUGGUCAAAGGACGGAGGGUGCGCCAGCCAGUUACCAACCGUCUGAAUUUUGACCACGUGUCUGUGGGCGUGCUGCAACGGUCCGAAGUGUGA